AUGACCACCGAACAGAGAACGGAAGCGAUACUCUUCUGGCUUAACAAAUUUGGAGAUCAACCAGGGCUUAACUUACGACCAUGCACACAACUGAUAACUGUCUGGUGUUCACAUCUUCCUAGUAUCACUCAUUUCUGCUUGACAGGAAAAUUGGUUCGGAGAACAGCUUUCUCACCCAAAGAUGCCUACAAGGAAGCCAAAGAAAUGCUUGGUAAAGCAUUCAACGUGAGAAAGACGCACAAGCAUCUUGUUAAACAGUUGAGCUCGUCACAAGCUGCGAAUGGAGAUGAAAAAGAAAUCUAUAAGUUUCUCGUACUAAUCACUUUCAAUAUUGCCAUUUGUCACGAAGACAUGAUUUGUAAGUUCCGACAUGAUCUCCGAAACAAAGGCUUAGAGGAUAUUCUGGGGAGAACGCUCCAACAAUGUUGUGACAAUAUUCUUGGCGAUUCUUGGUUCAGUGUCGAGAUGACACCCAUCCUUCAGCGAAAAAACCUUAGUGCCAGGAAGACACGAGAAGAAGUUUACACGAACGUUUCUUCCUCUUGCGAUCUUAACAACACUCUCAGUUCUCCCUCCUUCCAAAAGCUAAGGCAGAAGAACAUUGUCAUUGAAAAGCUGGAGCAAGAGAACAAUGUCCUCCGAAAUCAAUGCGAGAACAAUGUGAAGAAGGUAAAUAGUUACAAAGAGUAUUUGGAAGAGGCUGAGCAACAGAAAGAGAAUGUGUCCUCAGAGUUACGCAGCCGCAUCAACGAGCUGAAUUCGGAUGAAAAGAGACUACGAAUGGAGAACAAGAUUCUCUUGAGAGAAAAGUCUUGUCUUGAGUAUGAUAUCAGUACAAAAGAACAGGCGAUUCUAGACAUGUCAAGAGAAUUGAAAGAGUUGAAAUCUAGCCUGAACGAAUCGAAGGAUGAGGUACAACGCUUCCAGCAAAUCAACAGCAAGCUGCGAGAAUCAUCAGACAGUAUGGAAAUGACAAUGAAAUCUAUGAGGAAGCAAUUGGAUGAAGCUCGUGAUACGGUUCUCAGCCAACAAAUAUUUUGA
Auanema sp. JU1783 is the source of this 1041-nucleotide messenger RNA. The record is from the annotation of a GenBank genome assembly. Lineage: Eukaryota; Metazoa; Nematoda; Chromadorea; Rhabditida; Rhabditidae.